CCCCGCCCACGGCUUGGCGUCUAUCCUAGACUUCCGGCUGUUCAGUACUUUGUAGUGAAACUAAGUAGCCAGUACUUGGUAGACUCAGUAUGUUCAUAGUGAUCUCGUUGGUUAAUUUCACACGCCGCCAUCAUCUCAUGACACCAAGGCUCAAACAUCACAGACUCUCUCGCAUGGUUCGCCAAGGUUUUCUGGAAAAGUUUAUUGCUGAUUCGUCUACGGAGUGCCGUGGUGUGUCUUUCCCACAUGUUUGAUCAGUCGGGGAAGAAAGAGCAGGAGUCAUAAGAAAUGGGGUCAGGCCAACUGCGAGCCCGCCCGAGCGUGCAGGAAACACUUCCAGAGCCAGUCAGAGUCAACGAUUCCGUUGUUCCGUGCCUUCCUCCCAUCAUCACUCCACAUUGUGGCAGCGCAGCGGCUGACCUUUUGGGAUCAACUAUGCUUAGUUUGGUCUACCGAGAUCAUCCACUUUCAACGGCCUUUGUGUGUCCAUGGAUUCCCAGCCUUCUAUCUUUUGUUCUCGUUGAUAAGCAAGGCGGACAAUUUGCCUUUCCAAAGAUUAUUUGGCCACUCGGUUGAAGCGGUUAGCGAUCAAGCAAGGUGUGAGUUAAAUGUACAGCAAGGUACAUGCACAGCAGAUAGCACUCUCUUUGCACUCUUGUCGACAGCCAGUGGGAUCGUGGAAUCCUCGAACACGGCCGUGCAGCCAACACCACCAUGAUCACACACUACAAAGUAGCUAUCUAGCGGCCGAUCAACCUGAGGGAAGCGGUACUUUGAGAUGCUAAACAUAGCAGGCCUUGCAUUGGCUUCCAGUGGAAGUCAUGCAAGGGCCGGACAUGGCCGUUUCAUUGGUGCCAGAAGAGGGCGGUGUGGAGCCCCUCCCCUCCACUGCCACUCGAUUUCACUUUCCUUUUGGUUUAGCGCAUAAGAGAAAAGAGAAGAAGGAAGUAAAAAAAGGUUCCGCUUCUUCCUCCUAAAUCCUCCGUCUAAAAUAAUGUCGGCACUUGAUUCGCCC
This is a messenger RNA of Aspergillus welwitschiae, 1015 nucleotides long. RefSeq lists its product as uncharacterized. Lineage: Eukaryota; Fungi; Ascomycota; Eurotiomycetes; Eurotiales; Aspergillaceae. The coding region runs from base 289 to 576 and encodes 95 amino acids. The transcript has a single exon. The record is from RefSeq and is a predicted model, not a curated record.